Messenger RNA from Malania oleifera, 755 nucleotides. RefSeq lists its product as uncharacterized. The transcript is spliced from 2 exons. Bases 168 to 389 code for a protein of 73 amino acids. The record is from RefSeq and is a predicted model, not a curated record. Lineage: Eukaryota; Viridiplantae; Streptophyta; Magnoliopsida; Santalales; Ximeniaceae.
CCGUUGAAAGCGAUGAUCUAAAACGCCGUCCGUGUGGGAUUUGGGGGAGGCAGGCGAACCAUCCCCACCGAUGUCUUCCGGUCUUUUUGUUGUUUGUGUGUUCUCUGAUCUCUCAGGAGGCGCUGUUAUCUAUUGAAGUUUGGUGAAUCCACCGGCAAGGCUAUAGGAUGCGGUCACGGGUAGGUCGGACUCCGAUGCGGAGAGAGUCAACGUUGACCCGUGCAGUGAGUGCGGUCUUCUCCUUCCUCCGCUACGCCGAGUUCGAGAUCCUCUUCGUUCUCUUCUUCCUCAUCGCAUUUCUCAUCUUCAAAGAUCUCACAUCAAGGCCAGAGUACAAUCAGAUCCUUGUAAAGAAGCCUGGUGGUGGUGUUGAUUGGUGGCCUUACUAGGAGUAAAGGAGAUUUGGUUCGUAUCAAGAUUUAUUCGUGUCAUGCAGGAUGUAUCAACUACGCAAAUUCUUUAAUAAGCAGGGUAGUCCCUCCAUGAAGGGCUGGUGUUCUGUGAAUGCUUUUUUAGAGCAAUCCUUUUAGAGCAAUCCAGGGAGCUUUACUUCACUGGUUUGGUUUUCUUAUUUAUUAUUGCUUUUGUUCUUCUUAUUACGUGGAGGAUUUUCUUAUUCUCCUUUGAUUUUUUGCUUUAUAUAUAUAUAUAACUAUGCACGCUUGUGUAGGACAUGCUGUAAAAAUUCUUCUUUGGUCUCAUGUAGUACAAAUUGAAAAUUAAUUCCAGAAGUUUGAUGGUUUUGUUGGGUUCAA